CGAGGUGUCUGCGGCGCGGGCGGGGCGGGGGCAGCCUCAGCCUCGAGGGGACGGGGGACCCGGCCCGGCGGCGGCAGGGAGCAGGCCGGUCCCGCCCUCUCCAGCGCCGCCCCGUCCCGCGCCGCCCCGUUCCGCGCCUCUCUGCCCCUUAUCCCUUCCUGCGACCGCGCCUGCCCGCUGGAGCCUCUGCCGGGCAGGUGCGGAGGGAGCGCCGAGCUGGCCCCUGGCGGCGGCCGCGUGUCUGCGGGGAGGAGGUGGAUUGAAAUUGAACCAGAAUGGCUGCUGUUACCUCAGAUAGUCCUCCAAACUCAAGCUGCAAAAUCAUGACUUUCAGGCCUUCGAUGGAUGAAUUCAGGGAAUUCAACAAAUACUUAGCACAUAUGGAAUCACAAGGUGCUCAUAGGGCUGGAGUUGCAAAGGUUAUCCCACCAAAGGAAUGGAAACCAAGAAAACAUUAUGAUGAUAUUGAAGAUCUGGUGAUUCCUGCUCCAAUUCAACAGAUGGUCACUGGCCAGUCUGGACUUUUCACACAGUACAAUAUUCAGAAAAAGCCCAUGACAGUGAAGGAGUUCAAGCAGCUAGCCAACAGUGACAAAUACCGCACUCCAAGAUAUGUAGACUAUGAAGAUCUGGAGCGUAAAUACUGGAAGAACUUGACUUUUGUGGCACCAAUUUAUGGAGCAGAUAUCAAUGGGAGCAUUUAUGAUGAAGGUAUUGAGGAAUGGAAUAUUGCCCAUCUUAAUACAAUAUUGGAUGUUGUAGGAGAAGAGUGUGGAAUUUCUAUUGAGGGUGUAAAUACACCAUAUCUUUAUUUUGGCAUGUGGAAAACAACAUUUGCGUGGCACACUGAAGACAUGGAUCUCUACAGUAUUAAUUAUCUCCAUUUUGGGGAGCCAAAGUCAUGGUAUGCUAUUCCUCCAGAGCAUGGGAAACGGCUUGAAAGACUAGCUCAAGGGUUCUUUCCGAGCAGCUCUCAAGGAUGUGAUGCUUUUCUUCGCCACAAGAUGACCCUGAUUUCUCCGUCAAUAUUGAAAAAGUACGGAAUUCCUUUUGAUAAGGUUACCCAAGAGGCAGGAGAAUUUAUGAUCACUUUCCCAUAUGGAUACCAUGCAGGGUUUAACCAUGGAUUUAAUUGUGCUGAGUCAACAAACUUUGCCACCAUUCGAUGGAUUGAUUAUGGAAAAGCAGCAAAAUUGUGCACUUGUAGGAGAGACAUGGUGUCAAUAUCCAUGGAUGUCUUUGUGAGGAAGUUUCAACCAGACAGAUACCAGCUGUGGAAACAGGGCAAGGAUUUAUAUACCAUUGAUCAUACAAAACCAACUCCUGAAUCAACACCUGAAGUAAAGAUCUGGCUGCAAAGAAGAAGGAAAGUACAGAACUUUCCCAAGAGGAUCUUUAUGGAUUUUCUUCAUUAUCCAACAAAGAUCUACUUAAUUUCUAGCCAAAGCUUCCAGCACACCAGAUCUCGAUCUAAAAAGCUUAAAACUCCAGAGGACAAGAGAGUAUCUGCUAUGGUAGCUGAUGCAGAAAUCAUAAUGACUGAAGCAGCUAUUGAUGGCUUCAAGGUCAGUGAAGAACCAGAAAAAAAAGUGAGAGUGGUAAACACAGGAGUGCCUUCUGGGGAAGAGGAAAACAGUAGUAGAAUACGUCUGGAUCAGCAUUUAUUGGAUCAUGUCAAGGUUGCAGGAAGCAUCCCUUCAGACUCAAUUUUGAGCCCUGUUCCUGUACUAGAGAAAACAAAAAUGGAAGAUGAGGACAGGAUAGAUUCCAGUCAUUCUUCUUUUACACUUGAAGAUUCUGUGGCCAGCAAGCCUGCUUCUGAUAGCAGUAGAAAAGAAGAAAGUUUGAAAUCUCAGAAUGAAUAUGUUUCAUCCAUACCAUACCAUAAAGCAGAGGGACAAACUUCUGAAGCAGAAAAUCCAGAUAGAGAGGGAAGUGUCUCGACAGAGGAUGGUAUCAGCAACCUAGAAAGUUCUGGAAGUAGUUUGGAACAUGGAAAAGUGGCCAUUGUAAAAAAGGAUGAAGAAGACAGCAUGGAAAUAUCUUGUUCAGAGGAAGUUGAAAGAAAGAAAAUAUCUAAGAGCUGGCGUCAUCCACUACAUAAACCCCCAGCUAGAUCUCCAAUGACUUUGGUUAAACAGCAAGCAACUAGUGAUGAAGAACUGCCUGAGCCUACCUUAGUUGAAGAGAAAGUUCAAGAGUCAGAGGCAUGGGCCAGACCUCUGGUCUACCUGUGGCAGACAAGACCACCCAAUUUCAAUGCUGAAAAAGAGUACAAUGCAGCUUGUGCAAGAAAGGAACCACACUGUGCCAUUUGCACUCUUCUUAUGCCAUACUAUAAGCCAGAAAAUCAAGAUGAAGAAAGUCUUACUUUCAGUGAAGCAAACUCAGCAGAAACAUUGAUGGCAGAAAAGGAGAAGACAAAACCUCUUAUUCCAGAGAUGUGUUUUAUUUAUAGUGAAGAAAAUACCGAAAACUAUCCAUCAAAUGCCUUUGUUGAAGAAGAUGGAACAAGUCUUCUGAUUUCAUGUGCAAAGUGUUGCGUACGAGUUCAUGCAAGUUGCUAUGGUGUUCCUUUUCAUGAAAUCCAUAACGAGUGGUUGUGUUCUCGAUGCAGAAAAAAAGCCUGGACAGCUGAAUGUUGUCUCUGCAAUUUGAGAGGUGGUGCAUUAAAGCAAACUACUGACAAAAAGUGGGCACAUGUAAUAUGUGCAAUUGCCAUCCCAGAAGUCAGAUUUGGUAAUGUCACAGAGCGUACUCCGAUAGACACUAGCAGAAUACCUUUGCAAAGAUUAAAAUUGAAAUGUAUCUUCUGCAGGCAGAGAGUUAAGAAAAUCUCUGGUGCCUGCAUUCAGUGUUCAUAUGGACGCUGCCCAGCAUCCUUCCAUGUUACCUGUGCCCAUGCUGCAGGAGUGCUGAUGGAACCUGAUGACUGGCCAUAUGUUGUCUACAUCACAUGUUUCAGGCACAAGAUCAACCAAAAUGCGAGAGCUAAAGUAUGUGGGAAAGCCAUUACAGUUGGGCAGACAGUCAUCACGAAACAUAGAAAUACACGAUACUAUAGUUGCAGAGUCAUAGGAGUGACAUCACAGCUUUUCUAUGAAGUCAUGUUUGAUGAUGGCUCCUUCAGUCUGGAUACAUUUCCUGAAGACAUUGUAAGCAGAGAUUGCCUAAGGCUGGGUCCACCUGCAGAGGGAGAAGUUGUCCAAGUGAAAUGGCCUGAUGGAAAACUGUACGGUGCAAAGUAUCUGGGAACAAAUAUAGCUCACAUGUAUCAGGUGGAGUUUGAAGAUGGUUCUCAAAUAGUAAUGAAGAGAGAAGAAAUAUAUACACUGGAUGAAGAGCUUCCUAAGAGAGUAAAAGCACGUUUAUCUACAGCUUCUGACAUGAGAUUUGAAGACACAUUUUAUGGAGCAGAUAUUAUCUUGGGAGAGAAGAAAAGGCAGAGAGUAUUGAGUUCUCGCUUUAAGAAUGAAUAUGUGGAUGAUCCAGGAUACCGCACCUUCUUAAAAAGCUCAUUCCAGAAGAAGUGCCAGAAAGGACCAUAAAGGAAGCAAGAGAAGAGCGGGUUCUUGAUUAAAAAGCAUGCAACAUUAUUCACAAUUGGAUUUCAUUUAACUGAAAGUUUUACAGUGAACUAAUCCAUACACCAGCCUUGUCAUCUGAAGUACUCGAGUUCUGAUUUCAUCAGUUAAUGUAUUUAAGAAUUUGUAAUAUUUUGUGUCAUAAAACCGGGAAAGAUUUCUAAAGGA
Molecule: messenger RNA, 3752 nt
Organism: Poecile atricapillus (Black-capped chickadee)
Lineage: Eukaryota; Metazoa; Chordata; Aves; Passeriformes; Paridae
Gene: KDM4C
Product: lysine demethylase 4C
Exons: 23
Coding region: 276-3548 (1090 amino acids)
Biological process (GO): chromatin remodeling
Cellular component (GO): nucleus
Molecular function (GO): histone H3K9 demethylase activity; histone H3K36 demethylase activity
Source: RefSeq, a predicted model, not a curated record